CCAGGGAUAAGUAUAACAUUUACUUUCCUCCUACCCAAGCUUACUGUGACAUUAUCGCGAUCUUGUACACAAGUACUAGACGUGAAAAGAAAUCAUAAAUUGAUUUCUUAUUUUGAUAAAAUACUGUAAUAUUUAAACAUGACUGUUUGUAGUCGCAACACAGGAACGUAUUUAUUAAUGAUAAGAUAACAUUAUGUACGGUGACACGUAAAAUCUACAAUGGCCGGUUCUUGUAACGGUUAUCAACAUUGGAUAAAAUAUGUGGUUGUUGUAACAAUACUGAUGACCUGUUUGUACGUCACUUUAUACCAAACAGGUUACAUAAAUCGCACAAAUAUACCAACCACAUUUUUUAUACCUGAACCAAAGCCAAUCAACAAAACAGAGCCAGUACCAAACAAACAGCCGCAACUUAAGUAUGUAGCACCCACGGCGACCUUUGUCCCUGUUGUGCCUGUAGUCGAAAGUGACUGGAAUGAAACGUUUCCAGUCUAUGAUGAUGUACCUAAAAAUAUAUAUAAAACUGAUUGGUGGAUGUCAGCAGCGUUUUUAGAAUGGGAUUUAAAACAGAGAGGAAUUGAUUACCAAUGUCAGGACAUUAAAAAAGUUGGAAACUGGUGGAUCUGCGUAGAUGAAAAAUAUGUAAUUAAGAAACCAUGUUUAGUGUAUUCAUUUGGCAUUGCUAAUGAUUUUAGUUUUGAUGACGAUAUGGCUGAACAUGGCUGUGAAGUACACUCAUUUGAUCCAAGUAUGAAAAGAAAUGAUUUUACCAGACCGUCAUCAGUACGUUUCCAUGCUUUAGGACUAAGUAGUUAUACAGAUGAUAAGUUCCUCCCUCGAAAGGAUAUUUAUGUUCAUGAUAAUGAUACAUGGACUAUUAUGACACUUAAUUUAAUUAAAACAGCUCUUGGUCAUAAAGAAAGGGAUAUUGAUGUGUUAAAAAUAGACGUUGAAGGCCACGAGUGGGCAGUAAUAGAAAAUCUAUUUGAAGAUAAAAUCUUCUCACAUGUUAAACAAUUCAUGUUAGAGUAUCAUUUAUUCCCGGAUUGGCCAUCGAAAUCUGACUAUUCAAAACUUUUGCGGACUUAUAAAACAUUACAUGACAUAGGAUUUCAUAAGUUUGUGACAGCCAUGCAUCCAUGUACUCAUAUACCAGAACAGUUUAAUAUUCAAGCUGACGUGGCAUAUGUCAAUACAAAAUAUGUUACGUCCACAAAGAAACGGAGACCUUUAUUAAAAUUGACAAAAACGAAAAAGACUUAACGUCGGAAAGUUUUAAGGCAGUAUAACAGGAAAUAUGUUAACUGAAGAAGAGUAUGGAAUUGAAUAUUAUAGACUGUUUUUUGCACUUUUAAAUACCAUAGAAUCUCGGCGGAAUUACGUGUAUGGAUUUUACAUAUAGCUAAUUAUGUUAUAAGUAAAUCAUUGUAUGUGAACAAUGAUAUGUAUAUUCCUUGUUCAAUUUUGCAACUGUUGGUUAUAUAAUGCGUUUGUACAAAAUAAAACAUGUGUUUCUUUUCAA
Mytilus trossulus (common blue mussel) is the source of this 1522-nucleotide messenger RNA. Its product is annotated as probable methyltransferase-like protein 24. The record is from RefSeq and is a predicted model, not a curated record. NCBI's taxonomy places the organism in Eukaryota, Metazoa, Mollusca, Bivalvia, Mytilida, Mytilidae. Bases 220 to 1263 code for a protein of 347 amino acids. The transcript is spliced from 7 exons.